Molecule: messenger RNA, 1377 nt
Organism: Acanthopagrus latus (yellowfin seabream)
Lineage: Eukaryota; Metazoa; Chordata; Actinopteri; Spariformes; Sparidae
Product: phospholipase A2-like
Exons: 4
Coding region: 156-602 (148 amino acids)
Biological process (GO): arachidonate secretion; phospholipid metabolic process; lipid catabolic process
Molecular function (GO): calcium ion binding; phospholipid binding
Source: RefSeq, a predicted model, not a curated record
CGGCUGAACCAACACCCAGACCAUCUUCACCAUCCAGACCAUCUUCACCAUCUUCACCAUCUUCACCAUCCAGACCAUCUUCACCAUCUUCACCAUCUUCACCAUCUUCACCAUCUUCACCAUCUUCACCAUCUUCACCAUCUCUGCCUGCAGCCAUGAACCUGUCAGGUCCUCUGCUGUUGCUGCUUCUCACUGCCUGCACAGUCAGCGGUGAGGAUCAGAGCAAUGCCGUAUGGCAGUUCGGGAAGAUGAUCCGGUGUGUUCAGCCUGGUGUUAACCCUUUAAAGUACAAUAACUACGGCUGCUACUGCGGCCUCGGUGGGCAGGGAACUCCUGUGGAUGAACUGGACCAGUGCUGCAAAGUUCAUGAUGCCUGUUACGGACUACAAAUGAGUGAUCCUGAAUGCAAGGGUUUCUUUAAAAAGCCAUAUUUUAUUAUGUAUGAUUACACCUGUGCAAAAAAACAGCCGACCUGCUCAGCGUCCAACGACAGGUGCAAGGCUGCUGCAUGUGAGUGUGAUCGCAGGGCGGCUCUCUGCUUCGCUCGGGCCAAAUACAACCCUCGACACAAGCACCUGGACCAGACACGCUGUCAAAAAUGAGUUAACCAACGAAACACACAAGAGAGAACGUUGGAUUUAUCUUUAAAAAGUUUAAUUUCUUCAUGAUUUUUAAACAAAACCUGAUUGAAAAGAAGUUUGAUUCUAUAAAAACAUGUUUAACUUGAUCAAAAACAGGAAGUGAGAUUCUCUGUGUCCUCGUGUCUGCAGAGCUUCUGUAGCAGGUUACAGCUGAGCUGAUCUCACCAUCCAGUCACAGUCUCUUAUGAUGUUUACUGUCAGUUAAAGGAACAGUUCACUUAGAAAUACAAAUCCAGUCAACAUCUCCUCCCUCCAUGCUGAUGGAAAGUCGGGUGUAUCUGGGGACUAAAACUUAAGAAAAAAACAUCAUAAAAUUCUCUAAAACUACAUUCAAACUUUGCUGAAUUUGCUCUUAGCAUUUCCUGUUAGCAGUGAAUCUGUGGAUGUACAGACAACUGUCACUGAUCACUGUGAUACUGAAGACAACUUAAAAUAUUGCACAUAUGAGGAGCAUCAUUUCUUUGAGGUGUUGUAGUCCACAGAACAGUUCUGGAGCUUCACAGUAAAACAGAGUUGCAGUGUUCUGCUAAAGAACUGAAGCAGCUGAAACUUGAUUUAAAAUGUAAAAAACAACCAAAACAACAUGAAAUGACUGGAUUUUCAUUUGUGGGUGAACUGUUCCUUUAAAGAAUAAUCAAAAUCAUGUGUUGUGUGUUUGUGCAUCAUGUGUAACUACAAAUCUACAGACAGAUCUGUACCAAUCAGUUCAGCAUUCAAAUAAAAACAUUCACGUGUG